Chlorocebus sabaeus (green monkey) is the source of this 1113-nucleotide messenger RNA. RefSeq names its product MAGE family member A10 (gene MAGEA10). Gene Ontology annotation, cellular component: nucleus. Gene Ontology annotation, molecular function: histone deacetylase binding. The record is from RefSeq and is a predicted model, not a curated record. Gene Ontology annotation, biological process: negative regulation of transcription by RNA polymerase II. NCBI's taxonomy places the organism in Eukaryota, Metazoa, Chordata, Mammalia, Primates, Cercopithecidae.
AUGCCUCGAGCUCCAAAGCGUCAGCGCUGCAUGCCUGAAGAAGACCUUCAAUCCCAAAGUGAGACACAGGGCCUCGAGGGUGCACAGGCUCCCCCAGCUGUGGAGGAGGAUGCUUCAUCAUCCACUUCCACCAGCUCCUCUUUUCCAUCCUCUUUUCCCUCCUCCUCCUCUUCCUCCUCCUCCUCCUCUUGCUAUCCUCUAAUACCAAGCACCCCAGAAGAGGUUUCUGCUGAUGAAGGGACACCAAAUCCUCCCCAGAGUGCUCAGGUAGCCUGCUCCUCUCCCUCAGUCAUUGCCUCCCUUCCAUUAGACCAAUCUGAUGAGGGCUUUGGCAGCCAAAAGGAGGAGAGUCCAAGCACCCUACAGGCCCUGCCAGACAAUGAGUCUUUACCCAGAAGUGAGAUAGAUGAAAAGGUGACUGAUUUGGUGGAGUUCCUGCUCUUCAAGUAUCAAACGAAGGAGCCGAUCACAAAGGCAGAAAUACUGGAGAGUGUCAUAAAAAAUUAUGAAGAACAUUUCCCCGUGAUGUUCAGUGAAGCCUCCGAGUGCAUGCUGCUGGUCUUUGGCAUUGAUGUAAAGGAAUUGGACCCCACUGGCGACUCCUUUGUCCUUGUCACCUCCCUGGGCCUCACCUAUGAUGGGAUGCUGAGUGAUGUCCAGAGCAUGCCCAAGACUGGCAUUCUCAUACUUAUCCUAAGCAUAAUCUUCAUAGAGGGCUACUGCACCCCUGAGGAGGUCAUCUGGGAAGCACUGAAUAUGAUGGGACUGUAUGAUGGGAUGGAGCACUUCAUUUAUGGGGAGCCCAGGAAGCUGCUCACCCAAGAUUGGGUGCAGGAAAACUACCUGGAAUACCGGCAGGUGCCUGGCAGUGAUCCUGCACGGUAUGAGUUCCUGUGGGGUCCAAGGGCCCAUGCUGAAAUUAGGAAGAUGAGUCUCCUGAAAUUUUUGGCCAAGGUAAAUGGGAGUGAUCCCAGAUCCUUCCCACUGUGGUAUGAGGAGGCUUUGAAAGAUGAGGAAGAGAGAGCCCAGGCUAGAAUUGCCACCACAGAUGAUACUACUGCCAUGGCCAGUGCAAGUUCUAGUACUACAGGCAGCUUCUCCUACCCUGAAUAA